Molecule: messenger RNA, 2430 nt
Organism: Plasmopara halstedii
Lineage: Eukaryota; Oomycota; Peronosporomycetes; Peronosporales; Peronosporaceae
Product: sulfatase-like protein
Exons: 1
Coding region: 1-2430 (809 amino acids)
Source: RefSeq, a predicted model, not a curated record
AUGACGUCAUAUGAGAUAAACCCCAAGGAUUCAAAUGAAGUCCAACCCUCUCGACUACGUUUCCAACCUACACGUAUUAUCAAUGAUCAUAUGAAUGUUCUAUCGACUUUAACCACUCAUCACUUCCACAAACAUCUUUCAACAUUGCGUAACCUCAAGUUUCACUCUUUUCCGUGGUUUGGAUGGUGUGUAAUACAUGCGUUUCUACAGUUUUACUUUUUAUUCAGUCGAGGUUUGGCACUCAAAGCAUUAAUUUUCAUGUACGGCACUUCUGGUGAUAAUAUCAUUGAAACGAAGAUUAAAGUCUUGAGUUUAGGCUUUCUGGAAGAUUUUGUUUGUAUUACAUACUUUAUGACUGCGUUAUGGAUCUUUGAUACAUGGAAACGAAUAAUUCUUGAGCGAUAUAACGAGAUACAGCAGAUGAUGAAGAUUGCAACGUUUUUAAUCUCGUGGCUUCUCUUUCUAUUGAUUCUUGCUCCAUUUGUAGCCGAUAUGAUGCUUGUGGUACAUCGAAAUAUGCGAUUUUCAUUUGGUCUUUUUGCUUCAGUAGUACGAGAACGUGAAUAUCUUAAAGAUGCACCUAUUUCAAAUGAAGAGAUAGAAGCAGCAAAUAUGACUGGAGGUCACGUGAUUCUGAUUGCGACAUUAUUUGCAUUGGUACGAGUACGAACAACUUGGACCAAUUUGGCAUAUUGGGACCCAUUUCAGAUUACAUUUGGGACUCAUAAUACAAUUGAUCUUACUCUUGAAGAAGGAUCAAAGAGUACUAAUUCCACUACAAUCCAUGUACAAUCAACUUGUCGACGAAUUACUCUUGUUAUACUGGUACUCAUUGCGGUACCUGCACUUGUGGUCACAAUUCGUUCAUUUUGUUCUCCUCUUGUAGCCUAUGCGGCUUUAAAUGUUACAUUGAAUGAAUUACUUUAUCACAAAUUGGAACCAUCUUUAACUAUUGAAGAAUCAAUGCAUUUUCGAAUUCAACCAUGGGUCGAACGUUUUAUUGAUCCAUCAGAAGAUCACGAGCGAUUUGGACAUAAUACGCUAUAUAGACGUACAACUGGUUUUCAUGGUAAUCUUGCAUUUAAUGUAACUAUUGAUCAGGAGAAUCCACCAAAUGUUUUGGUUAUUGGAGUUGAAUCUUUUCGAUAUCGAGAUUCACGAUAUCUUGUAGGACAAGAAGAUCCAUCCAAUUUGUUUAAAGGUACAAAUUUAACGAUCACUCCACAAUUUGAUCGGUGGGCUCAACGUGGUGUCGCUUUUCGUAACAUUUGGUCUAGUAUUCCUACAAGUCGAUCGCUUGAAAGUUUAAUCUUUGCCCAAGUACCAUAUCAUAGUAGUACUCAAACUGGUAUUACUGGAGGGAGGGAAGAUGUCAAACUUUCAGGGUUACCCCAAUUGUUUUUACAAAAAGGGUACGAAACGUAUUUUACCACUGGCUCAACAAUUGAACUUGAUGCUUGGGAUCGUUUUUUACCAUCACAUGGAUAUUCAACUGUCUGGAAUAAAGAAUCAAUGAUGGAAAUUGCUGAAAAGACUUUAAACUUUACUAAAGAUGAUUGGACUGGGCAUCAACGUCGAGCUGGUGGAUGGGGUGUUCACGAUGAUGUUACAUUUCAAAUUCUAGGAAAUUUAUUAGUGGAAAAAAAGAAUGCACAAGAGAAUCAGAUGAUGCAAGGACAAAAGAAAGUACCUACUUUUAUUACCCAUUAUACCAUUUCAAGUCAUGAACCAUAUCAUGCCUUGCCAGGUUGGUAUGAACGAGGUCCACAACCUGAUUUUUCGGUCAUGUAUAAAGACGAAAAAUUUGCAAGUCAAAUUGAACAUUAUAUGAAACUUCGGUAUUUUUCCGAUUCUGAACUUGGAAAGUUUAUGGAUCGUAUGGAGCGUGAAGGAAUUUUGAAUGAUACAAUUGUUGUAAUUGUUGGUGAUCAUGGUCAGGCUCCAGAAGUUAAAGUGUGGAAUUAUGAUGAAGUUUCGUCAACUCGUGUCCCAGCUGCAAUUAUUGCAGAAGGACGAUUGGGUGAUGCUGUAGGUCUUGUGAUUGAUGAUGCAGCAGAGCACUAUGAUCUACUUAAUACAUUAGCAGAUAUUACUGGAUUACCUGAAGGUGGAUUUGUUCAAAAUGGCGUUGGUCGCUCACUUAAGCGAAAAUUACCGUUUGGAGAACGAGUGGUCUUUGCAAACGAUCCAUUGCGUAAAAUGGCCAUUGUACGAGGCCAUGAACGUCUUCGAUAUGAUCUUGUGACUGAUGCAAUGAUGUUACAUGAUACGGAAUUAGAUUAUCACAUGAGUCAAGAUUUAUUACCAUUAAUUAAAGAGAACGAACGUGCCGAAUGGAAAGCUUUAAGAGAAGAAGGUCGUCGGAUUGCGUCGUACUACAUUAAACGAUGGGAUGAAAAUUGCUUACUUGCUGUUGAGUGCGAAGGUUAA